This is a messenger RNA of Ostreococcus lucimarinus CCE9901, 2277 nucleotides long. RefSeq lists its product with no specific name. The transcript is spliced from 4 exons. Lineage: Eukaryota; Viridiplantae; Chlorophyta; Mamiellophyceae; Mamiellales; Bathycoccaceae. Bases 1 to 2277 code for a protein of 758 amino acids. The record is from RefSeq and is a predicted model, not a curated record. Gene Ontology annotation, molecular function: ATP binding; nucleic acid binding.
AUGUCGGCGAAACCGCAGUGCGUGGGCGUGAAAUGGCUCGAUCGACGCGAAGAGGACAACACAUCACCGCCGGACUUUGAGGUCGAUGGCACCCUCGCCGCGGUACUGGCUCGUUGCGGAACGACGCGCCUCUAUUCGCAUCAAAGCGCGGCGAUUAAAGCCGCGCGCUCGGGGCGCUCGGUUGUCGUUUCGACGCCCACGGCUUCGGGGAAAUCGAUAUGCUACGUGGUGCCGAUUUUCGAAGCGAUCAUGGACGAAAGGUCGAAGCAGUCCAAGGCGCUGCUGAUGUUUCCGUUGAAGGCUCUCGCGAACGACCAGUUACACAAGAUGCGCCGCCGCCUCGCCGACGCAAAGUUGGCGGUGUGCGACGGCGACACCGACGAGGCGGCGAAGAAACAGAUAAAAAUUCAAGGCACGCAAAUCAUCUUGACCAAUCCCGAUUCAUUGCAUCACGCCAUGCUUCCAGGUCACAGGACGUGGGGUAAAAAGUUUUGGGGGUCGUUGCGGUACAUAGUCUUGGACGAGGCGCACACGCACACGGGCGUGAGUGGCAGUCACGUCGCCAACGUUCUUCGGCGACUUUCGCGCGUGUGCGCGUCGUGGGACCCGACGACAAGACCAGAGUUCAUCUGUACGUCGGCGACGAUCUCUAACCCAGUUCAGCACAUCCGACGCCUUACGACGCGCACGCCAGUGUGCGUGGAUAUCUCCGGCGCGCCGAGUGGUGAGAAGGCGAUGAUUUUGUGGCAACCGCCCGAGUCGGAAGCGGGCGGGAUGAGCGCGGCGACGUGGUUUCAGCAACCAAAUCUUGCGAGUCUUUCGGUGCGAAGCAAAAUACGCUGUCUCGUCUUCGUCAGCGCGCGAACGUUGGCGGAGACGGUUUCGCGCGACGCAAAAGCAAAUUUAGCGAAAAAGAACCCAGAAUUGGCCUCAAAAGUCGACUCUUAUCGAGCGGGAUACAAUCAAAUUGAACGAAGAAAACUAGAACGUCGUUUGCAGAACGGCGAAAUCAGCGCGCUUGUGUGCACGAGCGCUUUGGAGAUGGGCAUCGACGUCGGAUCGUUGGACGCAACCGUGCACGUGGGAGUUCCUGAAACGGCAUCGGCAAUGUGGCAGCAAGCUGGUCGUGCGGGACGUCGCCGAGGGGCAUCUGUCGCCAUCGUCAUUGCGUGCGAGCGUCCUCUGGACUACCACUACGUCACCAGGCCUGGUGAAUUGUUUGAGCGACAGAGCGAAGAGGCGCUCGUCGACCCACACAAUUCUGCAAUUUUAGAGAUACAUUUGCCGUGUGCGGCGAAAGAAGCGCCUUUGCAUCUCGCCAUUAAGCGCGCGUUGGGCUCGUCGACGUCGGCGCGCACGUGCGUUUUCAACAAAACGACAAAGACGAUCGAGUGCGCGCCGAACGUAUAUCCGCACAGAUCUGUCAUGCUACGCGGCGUGCAGAGCGGCGAAGCUUGGAAACUACUCGAGUCCCCUAGCGGGUCGUUGGUUGAAGAAAUUGAAGGCCAUCGCGCUCUCGCGAGACUGUACGUGGGUUGCGUAUUCAUCGCUCGACGGAAGGCUUUCAUUGUACAGCGGCUUGACAUUGAAAACCGUAUCGCGCACGCGGCACCUUACGAAAAGUUCGAAACGACGCAGACGCGCGAACGGACGGAAGUUGAAGUUCUCGCGCCAGACCCAGAGCAAGGCGUCGGCGAAUUGGUUUCGAAGAAUUGCGCCGCCACGCGUGUCCAUCUCGGCGACAUCGUCGUCUCUGAAAAAGUACUCGGGUACGCCAGGAGUGAUCAUAAAACUGGAAAAUUGCUCCACGAAGAGAUUUGGAAGACGCCCGUGAUUGCGGCGCAGUACCGCACUCGAGCGGUGUUUUUCAAUCUACCCGAUGAAGUCGUCAAUCGCCGCGUCGCAGCAGACGCGCUCCGGGAAGCGACGAAUGGGGUCGCGAACGUGUGCGGUGGACUCGUCGCGAGUAUCGCGAUGUGUGAUACGAGAGACGUCGCCGGUGCUACGCAGCUCCCGAACCCGAAUGAAACCGGACCCGCCGCCGCGCGUAUUUUCUUAUACGACACGACGCCGGGCGGCAUCGGCAUCGCCGAAAAGGUGUUUGAGAAUUGCGAAGAAUUGUGGCGACGGGCGCUGGAGACUUUGAAAAGCUGUGGUUGUGCGUCAGGAUGUCCAUCCUGCGUACAAGCGGGCAGAAGAGGCCGCGACGCCGGCUUCGCGAAGAGAGACUCGAAGAUUGUCCUCGACGGCUUGCUCGGCACCUGGCUCGCGGCGUAG